Messenger RNA from Nothoprocta perdicaria, 1506 nucleotides. RefSeq names its product putative methyltransferase DDB_G0268948. The transcript has 7 exons. Gene Ontology annotation, molecular function: S-adenosylmethionine-dependent methyltransferase activity. Lineage: Eukaryota; Metazoa; Chordata; Aves; Tinamiformes; Tinamidae. The record is from RefSeq and is a predicted model, not a curated record. The coding region runs from base 399 to 1214 and encodes 271 amino acids.
UGCCGGAGGGUGGCACUUGCUCUUCCUCUCGUCCCUUCCGGGCCCCGUGGCGCUUCCUGAACAGCUGCCCGAGCUGCGGCAGGGCGCCGGAGCGGCUGAUUCCCGAGCUGCUUCGCUUGCUUUCCAUUCCGGCAUCGGCUCCUGCCGUGCUGGACGUGCCCCGUUGUUAGCUGGUAUUCUGUAUUUUUGUGUCCUUUGAGACGCUUUCUGAGAGCAGUGUCCUAGCCUCCCGCCUGCUCGCUGGGCACACGGAGACUCCGAAGCGCGUUGGGGAAUAUUUCCGGCAGAUUUUUCACAUCCCAGAGCUGCUGCUGUCACGGAAAAUUCCUGCUUGCUCGCUGAGAUAAACAGGACACGGAGAGGCUUCUGCUGGAAGGCGCCUGCCCGCUUGCUCCAGGAUGGCCGCGCAGCUCUUCCAAGGGAAAGGACAUGCUGCCGUGUACCAGAAAUACCGCUUCGCUCCCGGCAAGGAGCUGCAGCAGAUCAUCCUCUCCUACGUGCAGGAAAAGGGGACCAGUCCCACCGAGCUGGUAGUGGACGUGGGCUGCGGGUCAGGACAAGGCACCCUCUUCCUGGCGGAGCAUUUCAAGAAGGUGGUGGGAACGGACAUCAGCGAAGCGCAGAUCCAGGAGGGCAGAGAGGCACCCUCUCCUCCAAACUUGUCCUACCUCGUGUGCCCCGCCGAGGAGCUGCCGUUUGAGGAUGGCUCAGUGGACCUCCUUACUUCAUUCACAGCCGCCCACUGGUUUGACAUCGAGAAGUUCAUGAAGGAGGUAGACCGCGUCGUUAAGCCGCGCGGUUGUGUGGCUCUCAGCACCUACACCGUGGACAUGAGACUGCACUAUGGGAACUGCUCCGAAAAGCUGACCCAGAUCUUCAGAGAGACCAGGGACGUGAUUUUUAAGUACUCGCAUAGUAGAGUAAAGCAUGUCUUGGAAGACUACAAAGAGAUAUUUGAGGCCUUGCCUUUCAAAGACAAGAAGAGACUCACUGAAAUCUUUGAUAAAAUUCCCAUGACGGUUGCUGGUGUGGUUGGUUACUUGGAGUCUGUCUCUCCGUAUCAAGCCUACAUGAAGGAUGACCCUGAAGCUGCAAAAACUCUCCUCCAAGAAACUGAAAAGAGGUUUCUGGAGGUGAUGGGAGUUUCCUCUCCGGAAACCCAGCUGGAGUUCUGGGUAAGGCACGUCUGUGUCCUGGGGUGCAAGGGACCAUGAAAGGAAAACUCCUCAGCUGGUUGAAGGAGAAAAAAAUGUGGAUCUCCUAAUAUCCUCUUUGUAACCACUUCCAAAGAUUGAUGGUGGGUUUUCUUAAAUCUCUUUUGGUGAUGAAAUUCGGAUCUUCUGUGGAAGGUAGACAUGGGUUUCGUGUCUGCUCUUAGUCCACAACAGCCUUUCUGUGGUGCCUGAUCAAGGAGACAGCCUUAUCCUACCCUGGAAGCCACCAGUUUCCGACCGCAGCUGUCGGACUGUGCUGGGGAUGAGCGUUACAGCCACAACCGACAAUCUU